AUGCACAGACUCUCUACCAAUGCAAAAUCUCUUCCUCAAAAUGUUACAAUAUCAGAAUCUCUCAGAUCACCUUCGAGAGAUCAAGCCGUUUCACCUAUUUCGCUGCCUGAACAGCUCUUACUUGACAAUACUUCGUCAGGAAGUCCAUCAAUUGAUUCAGCAUUGAACUCAUCUUCUGGCCAGUUGUCGUAUGACAUUCCUUCCGAAAUUGGUCUUUUAUCUUGGGAGCAAAUUGAUGCCAAUUUUGUCAACUUUCAACCAAGUCUCGCACAUGAUUUUCUGGGUGACUUGGGGCCACAGGACGAAACUCGGCUACAUGAAGGCGUGCCCCCCGAGGUCUUACUCGACAACGACGAUACUGACAGCACCCCUCAGUUUGUUGGCACUACGGGAGAAUUUGAGCCAUAUAUUGGGGAGCGGUUGAUUCGUCUCUACGAACGCUUCAUAGCUCCGCAAUAUCCCAUCUUCUCAACUCAAUCGCGUCCUUCACCCAAAUCAUCACCCACAUAUCUAUUAGCAGCCAUUUACGCUAUUGCACAACCGUUUAUGCAAUUUGAUGAUGUAUUAACACUAGACCUGGCUUAUGAUCCAUUGCCAACUUCGGCCUUAUUACAGAUCUCGCUCAAGGCUUUAGAGUUUGAGAUACAUGGCCCAACUCUUCCUGUUGUUCAAGCUUUCAUAUUGCUCCUUGCGCGGCCCACUCCUCAUCAUCUCAUCUCCGAUUCAUCCUUCAGGUGCAAAUUACUAGGCACCCUUAUCUCAGCGGCUCAUACGCUUGGGUUGCACAUGGACCCUGUUGAGUGGUCUAUUCCUCGCUGGCAGGCGACCCAGCGGCGAAGGUUAUCUUUCAUAAUCUUCAAGAUUGAUACGUGGAUGGCUUCCAGCUUAGGAAGGCCUCCUCUUUUGAAUGAAGAAAACUGGCUCAUCACCUCUAUGUCUGCAGAGGAUGGAUACGGAGCUUGCAUAGACGAGGCGGAUUGGAGAGACUUCAUCCAGCAUGCCCAGCUCGUGUCUACUCUGCGCAGGGUACUCUCUGAACUCCAUUCUUUGAGAGCUUUAUCUCAAUUAUCAUCUAAUAUUCAGCAGACAUUGGGUAUUUCCAUGAAAAUCCUAGAGGAGCUCUCCAUCUGGCAUAAUACUACUAUUAUAUCAUCCUCGGAUGACGCACCAGCAUCUGUAAUCAACUUAUUAGCUUACCACUACACACAUAUCAACAUCUGCCGUGCUCUCUUAAGGUGUCAUGCCACGGAUGGGCAAUCGAAUCCGUCUUCAACUGAUGCUGACAUGCAGCGUGCGCGCCAUGAAGCUGGAAGGUGCCUGUCAAAUGCAUUACUUUUUGUCAAUAAGCUGAAACUCGAUGCAUCUUCUCAGUUUUGGCCAGCUUGGGCGCCAUUGGCCUUUUCUUCGAUCGUCAAUCUCAUGCUGCAUUUGCUCGUAAUGUCAAGCUCAUCAGAGGAAGCCAAGCAGAGAAUGCAGACCGUUCUGGAUACCCGCGACUCACUCAGAAUACGGUCAAAACAAUUACCUAUUCUCCGACUGGGACUCUUGAGGAUUGAUUCUGUAUUCUGGAAAGGUCUAGACCAAAUCUUCGUCUUGCAGCCGCAUAUAUACGAAGCUCUCAGCCCUGAGUUUAUGGGUUUGCGAAACACUGUGUAG
Trichoderma breve is the source of this 1656-nucleotide messenger RNA. RefSeq names its product fungal specific transcription factor domain-containing protein. The transcript has 3 exons. The record is from RefSeq and is a predicted model, not a curated record. Gene Ontology annotation, molecular function: zinc ion binding; DNA binding. Lineage: Eukaryota; Fungi; Ascomycota; Sordariomycetes; Hypocreales; Hypocreaceae. Gene Ontology annotation, biological process: DNA-templated transcription. Gene Ontology annotation, cellular component: nucleus. Bases 1 to 1656 code for a protein of 551 amino acids.